Dichotomopilus funicola is the source of this 540-nucleotide messenger RNA. RefSeq lists its product as uncharacterized. The coding region runs from base 1 to 540 and encodes 179 amino acids. NCBI's taxonomy places the organism in Eukaryota, Fungi, Ascomycota, Sordariomycetes, Sordariales, Chaetomiaceae. The record is from RefSeq and is a predicted model, not a curated record. The transcript has a single exon.
AUGAACGCACAGGACCCUAACAGCAGUCCCGAUAACAGCGGACAGGACACAGACAGCAGCGGGGAAGACUCAGAUCGGGAUUCCAGCAACCGCAACAACCAACAAAAUACCAGCACUGCGGCCACCCCCACACCAACCAAAACCGUCCAGCGGCGACCCUCGCUCAAAAUACACUACCGCACCAAUCAACAGGUGCCCCCGUUACCCGUCGAGCUAGCUUUCACUCUCCCUUCCCAAUCCUCCUCCUCCUCCUCCGGCGGUCCUUGCACACUCAUGCUCGACCUCACCUCCCCCGACGCCAAGGUCCACGGGGCCGCCACCAUCAACGUGUAUGCGUUAGACGGGCCGUCGGCAGACUCUCUGGUCGGCACGACACACUUUGCACGGGGAGAAAAGACUACCGUGAAUAGUUUUGCAUGUCGGCAGGAUCCAAUGUGUUUUCGCUUUGAGGUAGCAGAUGACGGGGGCACUGGAAACGGGGUGAGUUUUUUGCAGGGAGGUACGGAGGGGAUGGGGUUGAGUAUGCGGUAUGGAUGUUGA